GACACUCGCCGCUCCUCCGUCUCCAACACCUCAACUAACUAGCAGACGCGCACGCUAAACUCAGCAAAUACAUGAUGUACUUUUCCAAAGCCCUCCUCGCAUCCCUCCUCGCGGGCGCGGCCCUCGCUGCCGCGGAGAGCCAUACGGUCAAGUUCACGAACAACUGCGGCACCGGCACGCCCAAGCUGUACAACCAGACCGGCAAACUCCUGCACUCGGGCGGGGGCGCGUACAAGCACAACGGGCCGCUGGUGGGCGCGAUCGCGUACCUCCAAACCGGCCCCUGCGGCGCGAACGGCGACAACUGCCCCCUCCUGGAGACGACGCUCCGUAAUCCGACGUCGCCGGGCGCGGGCUCGAGCACGGAUAUCUCGCUGAUUCCGCCCCACGCCUUCACCAAGGGCAUCCGCUUCGCGUACUACAACGGCUGCGACGGGAAGGGCAAGACGUGCAAGAGCGCCAACUGCAAGGGCGCGUUCCACAAGCCGGACGAUUAUGGAGCACAGGUGCAGUGCGAGAAGAAUGGCGUGGAUCUGCAUGUUAUCUUUUGUCCGGCCUGAGGGGGUAGAGACGCCCUGAGGGGGGAGAGACGCCCUGAGGGGGGAGAUCUAGAGACGCGGGUGGGGUUUUCCAGCGCAAAGAGGAUACUAUCGUCGGUUGCUUCGAGUCGCUUCGCUAAUCUUGCUGUACCGUACUCCGUGUGCUAUCACUCCGUUCACGUUCCCAG
Molecule: messenger RNA, 727 nt
Organism: Schizophyllum commune H4-8
Lineage: Eukaryota; Fungi; Basidiomycota; Agaricomycetes; Agaricales; Schizophyllaceae
Exons: 4
Coding region: 72-560 (162 amino acids)
Source: RefSeq, a predicted model, not a curated record